Mauremys mutica (yellowpond turtle) is the source of this 3054-nucleotide messenger RNA. RefSeq names its product cleavage stimulation factor subunit 3 (gene CSTF3). The transcript has 22 exons. Gene Ontology annotation, biological process: mRNA 3'-end processing. The record is from RefSeq and is a predicted model, not a curated record. Gene Ontology annotation, cellular component: nucleus. Gene Ontology annotation, molecular function: mRNA binding; protein binding. Lineage: Eukaryota; Metazoa; Chordata; Testudines; Geoemydidae. Bases 310 to 2568 code for a protein of 752 amino acids.
UAGUCUCCGCCCAGCGCGACGCCCCUACAGUUUCGUCGCUCUCUGCAGUCCUCCCGCGUACACUCUGCUCCCUCGGGCUCCCAGCAGCCCCCGCGCGGUGCCGCUCCUCCCGCCCCCGCCCCUCGUGAAAGCCGAUCGGGGGCGGCCGGGCGGCCAUUUUGUUCCCUGGACCCUGGGUUGCUGGAAUCGGCGGCGGCGGCGGCGGCCGUGUGGCUGGCGGGACCCGGGGAGCCGCCGCAGCGCUGGCCGCUUUUUAAAGAGUUUUAAUCUGUCUCAGGGGGCCGCUGCUCGGCCCUGUUUUAACCCGCCAUGUCCGCAGAGGGAGCCGCUGGCGACCAGGCUCCUGAAUAUGUUCCAGAAAAAGUGAAGAAGGCUGAAAAGAAAUUAGAAGAGAAUCCAUAUGACCUUGACGCUUGGAGCAUUCUCAUUCGAGAGGCACAGAAUCAACCUAUAGACAAAGCACGGAAGACCUAUGAACGCCUUGUUGCCCAGUUCCCCAGUUCUGGCAGAUUCUGGAAACUGUACAUUGAAGCAGAGAUUAAAGCAAAAAAUUACGACAAAGUAGAAAAGUUGUUUCAGAGAUGCCUUAUGAAAGUGCUACACAUCGAUUUAUGGAAGUGUUACCUUUCAUAUGUACGUGAAACCAAGGGAAAGCUACCCAGUUACAAAGAAAAAAUGGCUCAGGCAUAUGACUUCGCUCUGGAUAAAAUCGGCAUGGAAAUCAUGUCAUACCAGAUCUGGGUGGAUUACAUCAAUUUUUUGAAAGGCGUAGAGGCAGUUGGAUCUUAUGCAGAAAACCAGAGGAUAACAGCUGUUCGUAGGGUUUACCAGCGAGGUUGCGUGAACCCAAUGAUCAACAUUGAACAACUUUGGAGAGAUUAUAACAAAUAUGAAGAGGGAAUCAAUAUUCACUUAGCUAAAAAAAUGAUUGAAGAUCGGAGUAGAGAUUAUAUGAAUGCUAGACGUGUGGCCAAGGAAUAUGAGACUGUAAUGAAAGGUCUGGAUCGCAAUGCUCCCUCCGUCCCCCCACAGAAUACUCCCCAAGAGGCUCAGCAGGUCGACAUGUGGAAGAAAUAUAUCCAGUGGGAAAAAAGUAAUCCACUGCGCACAGAAGACCAAACUCUCAUAACAAAAAGAGUUAUGUUUGCUUAUGAGCAGUGCCUGUUGGUCCUCGGGCAUCAUCCAGAUAUCUGGUACGAGGCUGCACAGUAUCUUGAGCAAUCCAGUAAGCUGCUAGCUGAGAAAGGGGACAUGAACAAUGCUAAACUGUUCAGUGAUGAGGCUGCUAAUAUUUAUGAAAGAGCGAUCAGCACUUUACUAAAGAAGAACAUGCUUCUGUACUUUGCAUAUGCAGACUAUGAAGAGAGUCGAAUGAAGUAUGAGAAGGUGCACAGCAUAUAUAACCGGCUCUUGGCUAUUGAAGAUAUUGAUCCCACAUUGGUAUAUAUACAAUAUAUGAAAUUUGCAAGGCGGGCAGAAGGCAUCAAAUCUGGAAGAAUGAUAUUUAAGAAAGCGAGAGAGGAUGCCCGGACCCGCCAUCAUGUCUAUGUUACGGCAGCUUUGAUGGAGUAUUACUGUAGUAAGGACAAGUCAGUGGCCUUCAAGAUUUUUGAGUUGGGGCUGAAGAAAUAUGGAGACAUUCCAGAAUAUGUACUGGCAUACAUUGACUAUCUGUCUCACCUUAAUGAGGACAAUAAUACAAGAGUUUUGUUUGAACGUGUUUUAACCUCAGGAAGCCUCCCACCAGAGAAAUCUGGAGAAAUCUGGGCCCGAUUUUUAGCUUUUGAAAGUAACAUUGGUGAUCUAGCUAGUAUACUUAAAGUGGAAAAACGGAGGUUUACAGCCUUCAAAGAAGAAUACGAGGGUAAAGAGACAGCUCUGCUGGUAGAUAGGUACAAGUUCAUGGAUUUGUACCCUUGCUCUGCAAGUGAACUUAAAGCUCUUGGUUACAAGAGGAAGGACACUGGAAUCACAUCUCUCAAAAGGGUGCUUCAGAGUCACUUGUUGUGUUCCAAAAUUGUUCAUAAAGAACCUGAUCAUGCGAGCCUGCUUCAUGAUGUUUCACGUGCCAAGUUAGCAGCCAUUAUUCCAGACCCUGUGGUGGCUCCUUCUAUAGUGCCUGUUCUAAAAGAUGAAGUGGACAGAAAACCUGAAUACCCGAAACCAGACACACAGCAGAUGAUUCCAUUUCAGCCAAGACAUUUAGCACCUCCAGGUUUGCAUCCUGUGCCAGGCGGUGUAUUUCCAGUCCCACCUGCUGCUGUAGUUUUAAUGAAGCUCCUCCCACCUCCUGUGUGUUUUCAGGGCCCUUUUGUGCAAGUGGAUGAACUCAUGGAGAUUUUUCGAAGAUGCAAAAUGCCAGAAACUGUUGAUGAAGCUGUAAGAAUAAUUACCGGAGGCCUGCCUGAAUUAACUGUGGAAGGCAAUGGACCUGUGGAAAAUAAUACUAUGUUCAAUAAAGCUGUCAAGAGACCAAAUGAAGAUUCUGAUGAUGAAGAGGAGAAGGGAUCAGUGGUUCCUCCUGUACAUGACAUAUACAGAGCACGACAGCAAAAGAGAAUCCGAUGAAACAGGUUCCAAAUCGGACUGUGAAAGACUUGUAUUAAGAGAUUUUUUUGCCUCUUAUGUCAAAUGUUUAAAAAGGGACAACCGUUUUCAACAAACAUCUCGACAAUGAGGUUUUGUUACUGUGGUGCCUCUUUAUACUGUAUGGUUCUUGAUCAGCAGAGUCUUAGAAAGUGCUCUAAACAAAAUUAGGUUUUCAAAAACAAUAGCACAAAAUGUCUGAAUUGCAUUUUGUUCCUCUUCAAGUGUGUUUACAUCUACCACUUGAAGUCUUGGGGGGCUUUCAACAGUUUUAUUUUAAAAACUGGAUGGCUUAUAAUUGUGAAGCAUUUUUAAUUCACAGUUCCUGGAAAACAGUUGUUCUCAGUUUGCUCAUGUAGUGUCCUGCCUUAUUGUUUGUUUUUAUUUAUGGCAGAAUGUAUGGAAUCUGUUUUGUAGUUUUAAAAUGGAAAAAACAUUCCAUUAAAAAUAAAAAGAUAUCAAAAACUU